UUGUAUUUCAAGCCAUACUUAGUGAAGAUAAAUCUGAAAAUUUGAAAAGAGAGUGUAAUAUGGUACAACUGGAAGCCGUAUGGUAGCAACAACAUGUCGCUUGUCUGGAAUCCUUCGAAGAAAAACAGUGAACAUGAGAGAUGGAUAUGUAUCUAUCCAAUAUAUUUAAACAACAAGAGAAGCUUGGCAGAUGGGCGAAAGCUGGCCAAGGAUAAGUGUGUAGAAAAUCCAACGCAUCAGGAAAUACGGGAUGUCUUGUUGGCAGCGGGUCUCAAUGUAGGCGUUGAGAAUAAGCUGCAUCCGAAAGAACGUAGCAAGGAACCUCUGUUCCGGGGUCGUAUUCGCGUGCAGCUAAAAAACGACGAUGGCACACCGAUAAAAUCCGAAUUUCCCACCAGAGAUUCCCUGCUGGAGUAUGUUGGUACCUCAAUUUCAAAAUUGAAGACUCGUCAGGGUAAGCAGAGCUCUAGCGAGCAAGCAUCACAGCCAUCUACGUCGACUUCAAAGAAAGGGAAAGGCAAAGGAAGGAGAUAAAGAAGAGGAGAUGGAACUGUUAAGAAUUCUAUGCUUUAUCACAUCAUAUAUAAGACAAAAAUUGAAAUAAUGCUGUAAAUGAAGGAUGGAUUUUUGAAAUGGUUUUCACAAACAAUUACUUUGUGAACUUUAUUCA
Messenger RNA from Trachymyrmex cornetzi, 670 nucleotides. RefSeq names its product signal recognition particle 19 (gene Srp19). The coding region runs from base 94 to 534 and encodes 146 amino acids. Gene Ontology annotation, biological process: SRP-dependent cotranslational protein targeting to membrane; SRP-dependent cotranslational protein targeting to membrane, signal sequence recognition. Gene Ontology annotation, molecular function: 7S RNA binding. The transcript has 3 exons. Gene Ontology annotation, cellular component: signal recognition particle, endoplasmic reticulum targeting. The record is from RefSeq and is a predicted model, not a curated record. NCBI's taxonomy places the organism in Eukaryota, Metazoa, Arthropoda, Insecta, Hymenoptera, Formicidae.